GAUUCGUUAACGUAAUUACCCACAAAGAGAACACACAACCAGUAUUUCUUUUACAAAUAUUUAGAAAUUAAUAUGAUUGCAGUAGCUCUCUGCUUAAUGGUUUGUCUUUGCAGAUGUACUUUGGCAACUCCUCUUGAUUAUUUGCAAGAAUGUUACACAGAUCUUGAUUCACAAUAUCCUGAAGUCGUCACAGGAACAUAUGAUGCCAAUAUCCAUAAACAAGAUUCCAACAGAUUUAAAAGAAAUGUAGUCGCUAAUACUAAUGGUCAAUGGCCCCAACCCAAAAUUCCAUACAAAAUCGCUCAAUAUUUCUCUGAACUUGACAAGAAAAAGUUUCUAACAGCAAUGAAAACCAUUGAGGACCUAACUCGUUACAACGGAAAAGAUUGUAUUACAUUCGUUAAUCAAACUAACGAGAAAAUUUAUAUUCAAUUUGUAAAUGCAACUGGGUGA
Messenger RNA from Octopus bimaculoides (California two-spot octopus), 453 nucleotides. Its product is annotated as astacin-like metalloendopeptidase. The record is from RefSeq and is a predicted model, not a curated record. Lineage: Eukaryota; Metazoa; Mollusca; Cephalopoda; Octopoda; Octopodidae. Gene Ontology annotation, biological process: proteolysis. Gene Ontology annotation, cellular component: membrane. Gene Ontology annotation, molecular function: metalloendopeptidase activity; zinc ion binding.